This is a messenger RNA of Oreochromis niloticus (Nile tilapia), 1286 nucleotides long. Its product is annotated as transcription factor HES-5. Gene Ontology annotation, molecular function: protein dimerization activity. The record is from RefSeq and is a predicted model, not a curated record. NCBI's taxonomy places the organism in Eukaryota, Metazoa, Chordata, Actinopteri, Cichliformes, Cichlidae. The transcript is spliced from 2 exons. The coding region runs from base 42 to 428 and encodes 128 amino acids.
GAUUCUCUCUACAGAGACCUCCACAGCACAGCGAUCCAGCCAUGACACCGACAACCACUGCAGAAAUGACCAGUUCUCAGGAUCUGACUCUGAAUCACAAGCUCAGAAAGCCUCUGGUGGAGAAGUUACGCAGAGAGCGAAUCAACACCUGCAUUGAGCAGCUCAAGUCUCUCCUGGGUCCAGAGUUCCUCAAACAGCAGCCAGACUCCAAACUGGAGAAGGCAGACAUCCUGGAGAUGACCGUUUGCUUCCUGAAAGAGCUACAGCAUCAGAGAAACCUGCUAACGCACUCCAACAAGCUGCAGACUGCCUCUGAUGAGAAGCUGAAAGAAGCUGACUUCUCUAUUCUGAGCUCCACAGUUCAGACCAGCAUCACCCAAUGCUCUCUGGAGACAAAAGACAACAGCGACCUCUGGAGGCCGUGGUAGAACACUCACACUGGAGUCCAUACCAGACAAGCUAAACAGACCAUAUUGGUCAGACAUGACUGGACUGAAUUGUUUAUAAUUCUGUGGACUUUUUCUUCUGUAUGUACAGAAGGUUUUACUUUGUGUGUUCUUGUGUGUGUGCAAAAUGACAUUUCCUAAGGAAAUGACAUUAACGGUAUCCUACAUGUUAGGAAAGAAAAACAUCAUAAGAUGCAUAUUGCAUGAAUGAAAUCUGAUUGAACCUGCAAUCAUUAUUAUACCUGAGGUGUACUUCUCAUACUGAUUAUGUUAUAGUAAUACUUUUUACCAUUAUUGAUUUUUUUAAAUCUAAAAUUGAAAUGUCCUCUUUCUGACCAGAAAGUAAUAAUGAACUUUACCUGAACUGGACUCACUACAACUCAUUGUGGGUUGAAUUGUGUAAUUGGGUUAUUUAUAGCUUUUUAUCAUCAGUGAGAGUUUUUAUUUUUAUCCUUUGUGGAUAAAACCUUUUUUUAAAUAAAGUUUACUUCAGUGUAAGUGAUUAAUGAAAAGGGAUCUGUUUUAAGAUCACAAUAAUUGUUUUGUAGAAAACAUUACAUUUAAGUCACUCUCAGAUUUGAAGAGACAAUGCCGUUUAUUUUAAUGGUUUUACCUGACCUGUUUUAAGGUCAAUUUUUGUUAAUUUUUCCUUUGUUUGGGGAAAAAAUUGUCAUGGCUUCCUAAAUACUGCAAAUCCAUUGUCUUUCAUAAAGACAGCUUUCCCUCUACUCUUUCUGAGUACAGUGUCUCUUGUAGAAAACAAGUUGUUGUUGUGAUGGAUCAUCACCUCCUGUUUGAGCUUUCGUUCAUGCUAAAUAAACAAACACCGUAAGAUGAAAA